UGACUUCCCAGUUGCUUCGUCGACCUCGCUCUGGCCUCAUGAUAUGACCUGGCGAAAGCUUGCUGCAGGCGCGUUUGUUGCUGGCAUAACCUCCGUCCUUGUGCUGCUCCGGAGGCGCAGCGAGGACGACGGCUUCCUUGGGCUCGACUGGCUUCCUGUGGAGCUGACGAAAAGCUACUGGACGCCAGUCCCUCAGCUAAUAUGGUCGUCGGCUCACGAGGGAUGGUGCGGUCGAGCGACGCUUGUAAAACCCCUCUCCGAUCCAGAGAGACAUCUCUUCACGUCAAACCUGUUGUUCAUGGUCACCAGACUUGACACUGAUGGGGAGCGAGUGUUGUUGGCGGUCUUCACAACUCCGGAGCUCAGGGAGGAGUCGCCGUCGCACGACAAGGCUGAUUGCCCGGUGAGGACCUCACUGGAGGGUGGUACCUCUACCUGCCAGUCUGUACUCCAGGAUUUUGGCGACGGAGAGGUGGAGAGUCAUGUCGCUGUCGAUGGCAAGGGCCGCAUAUGGCGCCUGGCACCCCAGGAUUUCACUGCCUUCCGCAACCUGGCUCGCACCGCGAAAGCGGAGAUCGGGGAUAUUACUUCCUAUACAGUCGCUUCCGGAGAGGACUGCACGCCCGUUUUCUUCUUCAUCUAUCCCGUCCCACCUUCCUUCGGAGCCCUUUCGGACAACGCAGUCAACCGGGCCGGGGCCGCUAUGGUCAACCCCGUAUAUCGUGAUAUACAUGGCGGCACUACCGGUGACGCUGGAGGGGGAUAUAACCUUCUCCACGACGUUGAUAUCAACGCCUACACCAUAUCCUGCCGCAAGCUCGCCCGCGCACAGUCAUCGAGCGCGGGCAGCGGAGAAGCGCGGGAUGCUAUGCCAGGCGAGCUCCCCGAGGCCUUACACGAGCUGCUGGGCCUUGCUCAGAAGUGGCCGGAGGACCGCGAAGCCGACGAUGAGACCGGGGACGGGACGGAUUCAGAGUCGCUUCGUGCGACCGUGGCCUGUGUCGAACGCAUACGCAGUUGGGCAUUAAAAUUCCGGUUUCCUGAUUAAAGCGCUCUUGUAAUCAUACUCGGCAUACAAUUGUACGUAUGGCAUAGGGAGGAUCUUGUAAAUUGAUCCAUGCUGGUGUACUAUUGAGCUCUAUACGUCGAAAUACCGAGGGAGA
Schizophyllum commune H4-8 is the source of this 1163-nucleotide messenger RNA. RefSeq lists its product as uncharacterized. The record is from RefSeq and is a predicted model, not a curated record. The coding region runs from base 44 to 1048 and encodes 334 amino acids. Lineage: Eukaryota; Fungi; Basidiomycota; Agaricomycetes; Agaricales; Schizophyllaceae. The transcript has a single exon.